Messenger RNA from Ostrea edulis (European flat oyster), 5550 nucleotides. Its product is annotated as complement C3-like. The transcript has 39 exons. Bases 131 to 5272 code for a protein of 1713 amino acids. Gene Ontology annotation, cellular component: extracellular region. Gene Ontology annotation, molecular function: protein binding; endopeptidase inhibitor activity. Lineage: Eukaryota; Metazoa; Mollusca; Bivalvia; Ostreida; Ostreidae. The record is from RefSeq and is a predicted model, not a curated record.
GUAGACUCCACUUGUUUAUAAAAACAUUUACAUGAAGGUAUUUUUGGAAAUGUCUGCAUCAGAUGUGAACAUUUGCAGAAGAGCGUUUGGCAUUACCUGGAUUUCAGAUUAAAAGUCUGAACGUUUAGUCAUGAUGAUGAAAAUAUUCAUUUAUGUAUUUCUGACCAUCGUACAAGUGACAAGCAGUCCUACAUACGUCAUCACGACGCCAGACGUAAUCCGCGUGGACACUAAUAUGACAGUGGGUGUGACUUUAAUGGAUGUAGAUGGAGUGGCGAUACAGCUGUCUCUACAACAGUAUCCUAACAGACAAACAACUUACUCCACAGCCAAUUUCACAGCUUCUUCAGGUAUGAAUAAAAUCACCCUAAGAAUCAACAGCGCUGAUCUCCAGGACAACAGGAAUGACGUAGAACAUGCCUACCUGGUAGCGACCUCUGUUGAUCCGAGGAUGAGAUUUUCACAGGAGUCGGUGGUCCUCGUUAGCAGAGACUCUGGUUUUAUUUUCAUACAGACAGACAAACCGAUCUAUACCCCUGACCAAGUAGUUAAAAUUCGUGUGAUCCCACUCAAUGAGGAAAGAUUGCCAAGUUCGGAAGCUAUUCUUAUAGACGUAAAGAAUCCCCAAGGUAUAAUAAUACAACGCUGGAACUCCACGUGGUCCAGGCGCUUCAUUGCCCACUCAUUUGAGUUACCGGACAUUCCCGUCCUUGGAAACAACUGGACUGUGGAGGCUACUUAUGCUGAAAACAGUGCGGUGAAAACUACUGUUGUGUUUGAAGUUACGGAAUACGUGUUGCCGCGCUUUUCGGUAGAAAUUGACGUUGGAGAUGUAGAAAUCAUUCUACCGACGACUAAUCAAAUCGAAGUUACUGUAAAAUCCAGGUACAAUUAUGGAAAAGUCGUUCGUGGGGAGGCGUAUGUUUCUCUUGGAGUCCAAGUGGAUGGUCGAUAUGAGCUGUGUCAUUUCAGAUUAAACAAAAUGCUGUCUUCUGGAUAUGCCGUCUUCAAUGUAAGCCUGGAUGAGGUGUCAAAAAGCCUGCGUCAGUAUUGGUUUCCGGACGGAGCCAGGUUACAUAUCGAGGCAGAAGUGAUGGAUCAAGCAUCGGGCCGUAAAGAAACCUCUUUUGAUUGGUCAAUCGUAUUUGCACUGCGGCCAUUCAAGAUAACCGUUAAAGACACUAGAUUUUACUUUAAGCCAGGAUUAAGUCACGAAGUUCUCAUACAUACGAUUUGGGUGAAUCGAGAGAAAGCCAAAUAUAUUCCUCUUUCGUUGGACACAACUCGGACGUCUAAAUAUGGGAUGUCAGAGGAAGAUCCUCAAGUGCGUCUGACAACAAACGCCGACGGAGAAUUGAAGUACACAAUUAGCACGAGAACUUUGGACGAGAGGAUUCAGUUUAAGAUUAAAACAAAAGAUUUACGUUUUGAACCAGGUCAACAGGCAAGUUUAACCGUUGACCUUCAUGCCAUGAGGACAACAUCUGGGGCUUUUAUUAGCAUUCGGGCUACAAAGAACCAGGACAAUAUCCAAGUCCUCCUUUUCACAAGUGAACCAUCUACCAGUAACGUGACUUAUAUGGUGUUAGGGCAAGGUAGAAUUCUCUCAUCUGAUUCGGUGAGGAUCUUCAGUGGUAUCCACGCUGUUAUACUACCAGUUCAACCAGCCAUGACACCUAGGUGUAGAAUCUUAGCUUAUUUCAUCAAGAAUACUGCUGUGGGAAGGGAGAUUGUGUCCGACUCCGUUGAGAUGAACAUGGAGGGCAUGUGUAAAACUAAAGAGCUGACCACCACUAUAGAUGAUAGACUGGUUCUUCCUGGAGGAACCUCUGUUCUGAGGGCGGCUGGUGCCCCGGGUUCCUAUGUGGGAUUCGUCGCUGUGGAUAAAGCUGUAUACCUGCUGAAUGACAAGCGGUUGCUGACCAAGCAGACACUUUAUGAAGAGUACAACAAACACACUACAGAUUGUGGAUCAGGAGGUGGCUUCAGCUCUCACCAGAUAUUCCAGGAUUCUGGUUUGACGGUGAUCUCCAACAUCUACAUUCGGAUUUCACGACGAGAUGACAUGGGGUGUAAUCGAAUCUCCAGAAGGCGUCGAUCAUCUGAUGAAUUGACAAGAAUAAUAGACACCCAUCCAUGCUGUGUGGCUGGGGAUCUCUUUGGAAGAAAUCUUACAGAGCAAGAAGAAUGUUUUGAAGAAGGCAAAAAUGUAUUCAAUUUAACCGAAAGUACAGGGUGUUCUAAAGUAUUCUACAAAUGCUGUAAACGUUACUUGUCCGGUACUCCAUCCUCUACAGGAAAGGCGGGGAAAAAUGAAGGAAAAGAAUAUACAUUUCGGGACAUUGAUACAAAAUAUCAACCACAAAUGCGAUCUUAUUUCCCGGAAUCUUGGCUAUUCGAAGAAGCGAUUUUAGAUGCUGAUGGUAACCACUCGGAAAUCCUACAGGUGCCGCAUUCGAUUACCACUCACGUGAUACAUGCGGUGUCAUUGUCAGCUGCUGAUGGUCUAUGUCUGGCGGACAGUGCCGAGAUAGUGGCUUAUCAAGACUUUUUCGUCGACGUUGAUCUUCCUUACAGCAUUGUUAGAAUGGAACAAACGGAAAUACGGGCUACCAUUUACAACUAUCGAAACACUAGUCUACCAUGUCGAAUCUACAUGAAUACAACUGAGGACAUAUGUUCCUCCAAAACCAGCACGAUAUCAGUUCGUGUCAAUCCCAAUGACGCAGAAACAAUACGAUUUCCUAUUGUUCCUCUACGUGCUGGAAGAUUUCCAAUCGAAAUCAUCGUAAGAUCCGUAGGUGUUGGUGAUUGGGUACGCAAGAUCGUUUAUGUAAUUAAUGAGGGAAAGGAGGAGAGGAAAACAGUGUCGUUCUGGGUCGACCCUCAUCUUCAAAAAGGGAGUCCAAAUUAUCGAGGAGAUCUUCGCGUAAACAUUUCACACCCACAGACGACCUUGGGGUUGCAAAAGACGGAUGUAGAUCUUUUUCUUCCGAAAGAUACAAUUCCAGGAACUGGGCAAUGCCAAGCAGCUGCUACAGGGAACAUUAUGGACUCAGUUGUGAUGACGGUUAUUGAUGACGUAGACCAAAUGUUGAAUCGAAUUCCUCAUGGGUGUGGAGAGCAGACGAUGAUUACGCUGGCGCCCAUAGUGUACGCCCUGAAGUAUCUUUACGGAACAAACCAAAUUCAAGAUCACCAUAAACUGCGCGGACAACGUCUUAUUAGCAGAGGUUUCCAGAAAUUACUUCGUUUUCGGAAAACUAACGGAUCUUUUGCAAUAUGGCCACAUAAACCCUCAAGUACGUGGUUGACUGCAUUUGUGCUGAGGGUACUCUGUGAGGCGCAGAAGUACUACCACAUUGAUGACCAGAUAGUGUGUUCAGGGAUCCGGUAUAUAUUGUCCAAACAACGAUCUGACGGAGCAUUCGAUGACGAAUCACCAAUUUAUCAUAAGGAAAUGCUAGGAGGAAAUAUUGGUGAUAUUUCCAGAACUGCUUUCAUCUUAAUCUCCAUCAAGGAAUGCAGCUGUAGACCCGAGGGAGCAGACGUUAACACAGAGAAGGCGGUGCAGUACUUAGAGACGAACCUUUUCUAUGCACGACGGCCUUAUUCCCUCGCCAUCACAGCAUAUGCUCUUGCCUUGUCAAACAGCGCCAGAGUGCACGCAGUCAACCGCAGACUUAAACUUCUGGCGAAGAAUACUUUUUUCUCUACCACUGGAAUCGACGGAUUCAGGUAUUGGGAAGAAGAAACCCAGAAUGUUAGUGAGCUGUACACAUCUCCAUGGUACAAGAGAAACACGCCCUCCAUCAAUGUGGAAGUGACGUCAUAUGCUCUUCUUGCGCAGUUACAGCUCAACGAUUUGGAAUACAGCAAGAACAUCGUGGAAUGGUUACUGGACAAACGGCAGUCAUCCAAGGAAUUUGUUUCAACACAGGAUACUGUAAUUGCUCUCCACGCUCUUUCGUUAUACAACAUCAGAACGUAUGCUCGAGACAUCAACCUCAAUAUUUCUCUGUCCAGCACUGGCGACUCGGCAUUCCAGGGAGACCUGGUGUUGUCACAACGUGACGCAUUGGUUCAAAAAUCUGUCGAAAAUAUCCCCGUCAAUGGAAAACUGGGCGUGGUUUCCCGUGGGAGUGGAGUGGCCCGGAUGGAUGUGGAGGUUCGGUAUAACGUGAACGUCACUGAGGGCGACAUGUGUCAAUUCAGCGUGGAAGUGUUCGACAAGCCAGUAAAACUGGACUUACUUCAGGAAAAAGGAUUCACUCCUGAUGAUCUCCAUUGUGAUGUCUGUGGGUAUUGUACAAUGACGGACCCAGAUGAAUUUACUGAAAUCUCGGACAAAUAUAACGUCCCGAGCCUCGCCCCGAGAAUUAGGGGCCUAUCCUAUCGUUCCAAGAGAUCCUCUACCGGUCAACAGACAAGCAAACGAAUGGUGUGCUUAGAAAUAUGUGUUAGUUACCUAGGGUACCGGAAGCUAGAUAUGCCAGUGGUAGAUGUGGGGAUUCCAACAGGAUUCCGAGUCAUAGACAGCGACCUCAGAAAGUUAAAAUCCAGUGGAAUCGCAGAUAACUAUGAGGUUUCAAAGAGAUCAGUCACUGUGUAUCUCGACAAUAUACCUAGCACGGACGACUUGUGCUUCCAAUUCCGUGUGGUCAAAGAAUUUGACGUCGAAAAUCUGCAGUCCGCAAAAAUAGAAGUUUAUGAUUACUACCAGGAAGAUGAAAGAUGUGUGAAGUUUUACAGUCUCAAAUAUGAGGUGGCGGAUCUAGAUGUUUUCUGCAUUAGGGGUAACUGCACAUGUAUCGAAGAUUCGUGUGCUGAAUCUUGGGAUGCUAAAUUACAGUACAGACAAAUCUCCAAACCCCAGCUGUAUCAACGGACCUGUAACCUGUAUGAUUACGUGAUCAGGAUAGAAGUUACCAAUGUUAUUGUGUCCGGAAAUCAUCUUGUUUUCUCAACUAUUGUUAAAUCCGUCAUCAAACCAGGUAAAGGCAACAUUCAACGUAAUGAUGAGAUUGAGUUUUGGGUGAAUCUUCGAUGUGAAAGCGACCUGGAGGUGGACCAUUAUUUUUUCGUAUAUGGCAAGAACAGCAUUGUAUAUACAGAUGAAAGGGGACAUAACAGAUAUCGGUAUUACCUACAAGGCGAGACAGCCAUUUUUAAGGACUACACUAGAACUGAAUACGCCGUCAAUGUGGAUUUGCGUUACUGGGGCCGAUACCUCUGGCGAUUGGAGCGGUAUAUCCGAAGCAGAGGGUGCUAAUUAUUUUAGUGUCCGAACAUCGUCACAAAGAUCCUUUCACCUGGUAGGAGAAAGCGGAAUAUAUGCUAGACCGUGGCUUGAAGAUGGUUUUUCUAUUGUUAUAUAACUAUAUAUGUUACAAAAAGAGAUUUGCAUUAUUACUUUUGUUAUGUAAAUGUACAUUGGCAUUACACGAUGUAAAUUUUGUUGUUUAAUUGAUUUUGAUACUUGCAAUGUAAUAUCACUAAACCCGGGUUGUCAUAUUGUAAUAAAGAUAAUGAGAUGCAUUUUUCCAAACA